AUGUCUGCCCAACAGAGCGGAGAAGAAGGCCCAGUGGUCGAGGAGCACGUCGUGGGCGGCUUAGCCGGUGUCAGUGGUGCGGCUCCCGGCAAAGACUAUCGCGAAAAAAGUGCCAGUACAGUUGUUCGGGUGCUGACUGUUUUCGCCUAUCUCUUCUCUGUGUCCUUCGCCGCCAUUCUUCUCUCCGUAUACUAUAUUUGCAUAUGGAGGUCGCCAGAGCUGAUUGAGGCCCAGGGCCAAGCCAGCGCGAGGCGCGCUGAUGACUUUCGCCCCACGUUCACGGGCGACAACGUUACGUUCAAUUUCACGGAGUUCAUUGCAAAUUCGUUUACUUUAUUGAUCAAAGUGGCAGUCGGGAGAGAGGAGGCGCGCGCCUGUGCCGCGCUGUCACACGUCACGCCGGGCCACCGCCCGCGCCUGUCACCCGCUGUGACAAUAUUCGCCACUAAUAACGGCUCGACCUCCGCCAAAUUAACAUUGUUUGCAAAUUGUUACACGCCGCGCGCACUCGACGCAAAUAACCACCUACGGCGUAACAACAUCCGUCGCUGCGAGGUGUCAAACUGCAGACACGAGCGUGACCCGUCGCCGCGGGCCGAAGUGGGGCAUAUCGAUAAGUGUGGCCUAGUUACCCGGUGGGACGACCGAGUGCUGCAUUUCGAAGGGGAUAUGUCGAGCAAGUCGUACGCUUCGGGCAGCAUGCGGUCGGGUGGUGGUUCUGUGCGUCUGGGCGCGGCUUCGGGACACGAGGUGGUACUGGAUGCGCUAUACGAGAGGAAACGUGACAAGAAGAGCGUGCGCGUGCUGACCGUCAUUAUAUACGUGUUCUGCGUCUCCCUGGCCGCCAUUAUGCUGUCCCUCUACUACGUGUUCUUCUGGGAGCCCAAGGAUGCGCAUUACGCGCAGCGCAAGGUGUUAAAAACUGUACAGGCACCCAGCACUACACCUUUGCCCACUUGCUUUACCCUCACUGGACGAAGCAAUACCGAAGUGAACGAGUCUAUAGCUGAACCAACAAUAGAAAACAUACAAUCAGCGAUUCCUAUAAAUGCAACAGAUUUGUUACCGUCAAGCGAAGAUUGGCUAUUUAAUUCUACAGCAAUAACAAUGCAAGACAACUCGACGUCUUACGAAAUGGAGGAGCCACUACAUAUCACAAAUGUUACAUGA
Messenger RNA from Leptosia nina, 1170 nucleotides. NCBI's taxonomy places the organism in Eukaryota, Metazoa, Arthropoda, Insecta, Lepidoptera, Pieridae. The record is from the annotation of a GenBank genome assembly.